Molecule: messenger RNA, 869 nt
Organism: Taeniopygia guttata (zebra finch)
Lineage: Eukaryota; Metazoa; Chordata; Aves; Passeriformes; Estrildidae
Source: RefSeq, a predicted model, not a curated record
AUGGCCGGGGGCAGCGGCGCCGGGUGGGAUCCGGGCCGGGCUGCGGCGGGGCAGCGGAACCAGCCCGGCCUGCGCUCCGCCCGCCGCCCCUCGCGGCUCCUCCCGGCCGGCCCGGGCAGCCCCCGCCCCGCGCUCUACCUGGCGCCGCCCGGGGAGGAAGAACCCGGCAGCUCCGGCCGCGCUCCCGGCGGCACCCGGGGGGGCAGGGGCGGGGCCGAGGUUUCCGUGGCGAUCGCCUCCCGGCCCGGCAGGGCUGCUACGACACAGCCCCGCUCCGCCCUGCCCGGGAGGCUUCCCCGCUCCGCCCACCGCGCUGCGCCCGCCCCGCCGCCCUUCCGCCAGCGGGGCGCUCGGGGACUGCGCGGGGGAGCCCCCGGGCAAUGGGUUAUUUCUAGGUGGAAUCGACCCGUCCCCCGUACUCGGUGCCCCUCAGGCCGCGGCUCGAAUCCCGUGUUCAGUUCUGGGCCUCUCAAUCCAGGAAGGACAUGGAGGUGCUGGAGCGAGCCCAGAGAAGGGCAGCAGAGCUGGUGAGGGCUCUGGAGCACCAGUGAGGAGCGGUUGAGGAAGCUGGGAUUGUUUAUCGUGGAGAAAAGGAGGCUCCUUAUCUCUGUCCAUCUGAAAGGAGGGUGUAGCCAGAGUAAGAACUUUAAAGAAUAUCCAGCUGUAUACUGAUGCCAACAGACUUCUCCAGGUAGAGAGGACUUUGGACCUAUUAAGCACGUCUAGAACUGACCUCAUCUGGACAUAACUCUUGGCUUAUAAACAUUUUCAACCUAAAAUGUUGAAAAUGCUUUUAAAAGAAACAUAUUUGUAGGGAGUAUAUCAACCAUAUUAAUUUGUGACACACAUAAUCAUAAUCUUAACAUUCA